AUGUCCUCCGGAGUUCCUACUCCUCGCCGCCAGGGCAGCCAGAUCGACUCGCCCGGCGUCCGGACGCCGCGUCGUCAGGGCAGCCAGUACGAGACCGGUGGUGUCCGGACGCCUCGCCGCCAGGGCAGCAUGUACGAGUAUAACAAGCCCAUCAAGCCAUUGGAGCCGCCCAAUGUCCUCGACCACUACAUCGGUAUCGACGUCGGUACCGGCUCAGCCCGCGCUUGCAUCAUUGACGAGGCUGGCGACAUCAAGGCCCUGGCUGCCGAGGACAUCAAGCUCUGGAAGCCCGAAGUCGGUUACUACGAACAGUCCACCACAGACAUCUGGCACUGCAUUUGUCAGUGCGUCCGACGCGUCGUGGGCGAGGCGGCCAUUGACCCGGACUCGAUCAAGGGCAUCGGCUUCGAUGCUACCUGCUCACUCGCCGUUUUCCACACAGACACUGACGAGCCUGUCACCGUGACGGGGCCCGAUUUCUGGAACGAUGGCGAGGAUCGCAACGUCAUCCUUUGGCUCGACCACCGCCCCGAGGAGGAGACGGACAAGAUCAACGCCACCAACCACAAGCUGCUCAAGUACGUCGGCGGCAAGAUGAGCAUUGAGAUGGAGAUCCCCAAGGCCCUGUGGCUGAAGAACAACAUGCCCCCCGAGCUCUUUGAGAAGUGCAAGUUCUACGACUUGACGGAUGCGCUGACCCACCUGGCCACCGGCAACGAGGUGCGCAGCUUCUGCAGCACCGUCUGCAAGCAAGGGUACGUGCCCGUCGGCGUCGAGGGCAGUGAGAAGGGCUGGCAGGAGGACUUUUUCGAGGAGAUUGGUCUGGGCGACUUGGCCCAGGACAACUUUAAGCGCAUGGGUGGUGUGCACGGCGUGAACGGCAAGUAUGCCAGUGCUGGUGACCAUAUUGGCGGGCUGUGCCGCACUGCUGCUCUCCAACUCGGUUUGCCCGUGGGCAUCCCCGUGGGCAGUGGCGUCAUUGACGCCUAUGCUGGAUGGGUCGGUACUGUUGGCGCCAAGGUCAAGCUGACCGGCGAUGAGCUCAACCCUGAUCAACCCCACAACGAUGUCUCCCAGGCAUUCUCGCGCCUGGCAGCCGUUGCUGGCACCUCCACCUGCCACUUGGCCAUGUCGAGGAACCCCGUGUUUGUCCCCGGUGUCUGGGGCCCUUACCGAGAUGUGGUUCUGCCCGAGUUCUGGAUGGCCGAGGGAGGUCAGUCGGCGACGGGUGAACUGCUGCGCCACGUGCUCGACAUCCACCCAGCCUACAGCGAGACCCUCGCCCUCGCGCGCGCCGAGGACAAGCACAUCUACGAUUUUAUGAACUCCCACCUCGAGUACAUGCGCGAGCAGAGGGGCGCGCCUACCAUCUCGUACAUGGCACGCCACUACUUCUUCUACGGUGACUUUUGGGGCAACCGCUCCCCCAUCUCGGACGCAAGCAUGCGUGGCGCCAUGAUCGGCAUCGACAGCGACAAGAGCACCGACAACAUGGCCAUGUGGUACUAUGCCACCAUGGAGUUUAUCGCCAUGCAGACGCGCCAGAUCAUUGAGCAGAUGAACAAGGCCGGCCACCAGAUCUCGUCCAUCUUCAUGUCGGGCUCGCAAUGCCAGAACCCCAUCCUGAUGGAUCUCAUCUCCACCAUUUGCCAGAUGCCCGUCCUGAUUCCUCGCUACGUCCACGCCGCCGUCGUCCACGGCGCGGCCAUGCUCGGUGCCAAGGCGGCGAGUCACGCCUGGGCCCUGAGCGUGCCUGGUGCUGAGUCCGAGACGCUGUGGAGCAUCAUGGAUCGCAUGAGCAAGACCGGUCGCGUCGUCGAGCCCGGUCGGAACAAGAAGGAGAAGGCUCUUUUUGAUGCCAAGUAUGAGGUCUUCCUCGAGCUGUGCAACAGCCAGCAGGCCUUCCGCAGCAAGGUUGACAAGGCUGUCGAUAGCUGGGAGGUCGAGGCGCCUUCAGCUGAGUGA
Molecule: messenger RNA, 1965 nt
Organism: Emericellopsis cladophorae
Lineage: Eukaryota; Fungi; Ascomycota; Sordariomycetes; Hypocreales; Bionectriaceae
Product: putative sugar kinase-like protein
Exons: 3
Coding region: 1-1965 (654 amino acids)
Biological process (GO): carbohydrate metabolic process
Molecular function (GO): kinase activity; phosphotransferase activity, alcohol group as acceptor
Source: RefSeq, a predicted model, not a curated record